This is a messenger RNA of Poecilia latipinna (sailfin molly), 2268 nucleotides long. RefSeq names its product engulfment and cell motility 3 (gene elmo3). Bases 68 to 2212 code for a protein of 714 amino acids. Gene Ontology annotation, biological process: actin filament organization; cell motility. The record is from RefSeq and is a predicted model, not a curated record. The transcript has 20 exons. Lineage: Eukaryota; Metazoa; Chordata; Actinopteri; Cyprinodontiformes; Poeciliidae.
CUCAUCUCAUCAUGUCCGUCUCCGUUUCUCCUCCAGGUUGCGAGGCGUGCAGAGCGUAGCGGCCAUCAUGCCGCAGCAGAAGGACAUUGUGAGGAUCGCCAUCCAGAUGCCCGGGGCGUUACCGCAGCUCAUCCAGCUGGACCAGAAAAAGCCUCUGUCUGCGGUCAUCAAGGAGGUCUGUGACAGCUGGAACCUUCCGGGUCCCGAGAACUACGCCCUGCAGUACGAUGGAGUCCAGAUGUACAUCACCGAGUCGAACCGCCUGGACAUCAAGAACGGCUGCAUCCUGCGUCUGACCAAAGCCCCGGGUCGCUGUGCCGACGACCUUCACAAGGGCAUCCAGAGCUCGGACGGCGGCGUGCGCUGCGACUCGCUGAAGGAGCUGGCGAGCGUCUCGCGGGACGUGACCUUCGCUCAGGAGUUCAUCAACCUGGAUGGACACAACCUGCUGGUCAAGAUAGUGGAGGACUCCAGAGAGAGCAACCAGAUCAUGACUCACACGCUGACCAGCUUCACGGAGCUGAUGGAUCACGGCAUCGUUUCCUGGGAGAACCUGUCCGCCGUCUUCAUCAAGAAGAUUGCCGGUUUCGUCAACUCCUCGUCCACAGACGUGUCCAUGCAGCAGGUGUCCCUGGACAUCCUGGAGAACAUGGUUCUGAGCAGCCGCCAGCUGUUCCUGCAGGUCAAGCAGGAGGUCACCAUGGAGAGGCUGGUCGCCCACCUGCAGGUGGCGAACCAGCAGAUCCAGACCAAAGCCAUGGCUCUGCUCAUGGCCUUACUGCAGGCGGCUGAGGACGCAGACAGACAGGAAAUGUUUGCCUUCCUGAACAAGAAGAACGUCCGUCAGUACAUCUAUAAGGACAUCAUCCUGAGCUCCAGUCCGGUCCAGGAUGAGAUGGCCCACCACCUCUACGUCCUUCAGUCAGUCACACUGAACCACUUGGAGACGCGCAUGAGGACGCCAUUGGACUGCUACUGCCAGGAGCAGCGGGAUGCGCUGCACGGCCUGCGCCAGGCGGCGUUCGAGACGGACAGCGAGAACAGCCUGAGCAACGAGCGCCGCCGCUCGCUCUGCGCCAAGGAGUUCAAGAAGCUGGGCUUCUCUAACAACAGCAACCCGGGUCAGGACCUGGUGCGGACGCCUCCUGGUCUGCUGGCUCUGGACACCAUGUUUUACUUUGCGACUCGCUAUCCGGACGCCUACAGCAGGUUCGUCCUGGAGAACAGCAGCAGGGAGGACAAACACGAGUGUCCCUUUGCCCGCAGCAGCAUCCAGCUCACACUCAUCCUCUGUGAGAUCCUGCGCAUCGGAGACCCCCCCUCGGAGACGGGCUCCAGCUUCCACCCCAUCUUCUUCAGCCAGGACCGGCUGCUGGAGGAGCUGUUCUGCGUCUGCAUCCAGCUGCUCAACAAGACCUGGAAGGAGAUGCGCGCCACGCAGGAAGACUUCGACAAGGUGAUGCAGGUGGUGAAGGAGCAGAUCACCCGGACGCUGGCCAGCAAGCCCACAUCGCUGGAGCUGUUCAAGAACAAAGUCAACGCGCUCAACUACAGCGAGAUCCUGAAACUGCGGCAGACGGAGCGGCUGCACCAGGAGGAGACGCUGGCGCCGCCAGUCCUAGAGCUGAAGGAGCGCCUGAAGCCGGAGCUGCUGGAGCUGAUCCGCCAGCAGAGACUCAACCGGCUCUGCCAGGGAACCAUGUUCAGGAAGAUCAGCAGCCGGCGGCGGCAGGACAAACUGUGGUACUGCCGCCUGUCGCCCAAUCACAAGAUGCUGCACUAUGGCGACGUGGAGGAAGACGCAGAGAACCCGGCCAUCGAGACGCUGCAGGACAAGAUCCCAGUGGCAGACAUCAAAGGUUUGCUGACCGGGAAGGACUGUCCUCACAUGAAGGAGAACAAGGGCAAGCAGACCAAGGAAGUCCUGGAUUUGGCCUUCAGCAUCACCUACGAUGUGGAGGAGUGCAGCCUGAACUUCAUCGCCCCCUCCAGGACAGACUUCUGCCUGUGGACGGACGGACUGAGCGUCCUGCUGGGCCGGGACAUGAGCAGCGAGUCGAUGCGCAGCGAGCUGGAGAUCCUGCUGUCCAUGGAGAUUAAGCUCCGCCUCCUGGACCUGGAGAACGUCCCCAUCCCCGACAGCGCCCCCGCCGUGCCCAAACCGCCCAGCAACUACCACUUCUGCUACGACUUCAGCCAGACGGAGCAGUAGGCCGGCUCUGGACGGGCUCUGGUUCUGGACGGGCUCUGGCCCAUCCAUCCCGGCUC